Molecule: messenger RNA, 1317 nt
Organism: Plasmodium coatneyi
Lineage: Eukaryota; Apicomplexa; Aconoidasida; Haemosporida; Plasmodiidae
Exons: 1
Coding region: 1-1317 (438 amino acids)
Source: RefSeq, a predicted model, not a curated record
AUGAACGCGGAAAAUGACCAAAGGGAACAAGUUUUAAAUCGCAAAUGCUCCAAAAGAAAUUUUGAAAAAUUGAAAUCAUUCGACAGUGUUGAAUUGUUAAGCAACCUCCCUGCAACGUCUUCGAACAAGAGGAGUAAAGUAUUCCACUCAGUGGAAAAAAGUGAAGAUAAUUUUUUGCAUGAGUCAUGUCAUUUUGAUCUCUGUCAAAGAGGCAAAAGAAAGUUGGAAGAAAAUCCCCAUGAAAUAGCGAAAGAAAAAAAAAAAAAAAAAUUUACCGAAAUUGAAAAGAGCUAUUACAGCUUCGUGAGUGACAACAAUGAGGGCGCCAUAUCGAACUGCUUAAAUGAGUUUGCCUCGGAAGAGCCCAACCAAAAGAAGCAAAGCGCAUACGAGUUGCACAAAAAUGAGGAGGACAUUACCCCCACACACACUGCCAUACCGAAUGAUGAGUUGUCCAAAGGGAGGGAACUCAGCCAAUUGGCAAUUAUUCCUUUUGAAGGGGAGUACGCGAACAGCGCAUUCAAUUGCAAAUAUGAGAGGAGCAAUUGCAGCAGUCAUGGCAAUCUCCACAUCGGCAGUACCGCACGAGACAGAAAUGACGUGAAAAAUAUUUUCCACCUCUUAUCCAAAAAAGACAUUUUCUACAAAAAUUUAAUUAAAAAUAAAAUCAAAAGUAACAAACCACUAAUGAUCAAGUGCGACAAUUUAAGUUUCUUUUUAAACAGAAAUAACUGUGGGGGUAACUCCUCUCCGAAUGAGUUCGUCUCGAAUGUUAAAACGGCACACUUUGCUAACGAUGUAAUGCCAUCCUCUACAAUAUUUGAUGACACAAACGGUGAACAGAAUUUACACCAUAUGAACGAGGAAGAAAGUGUUCCGCUUUUUUUCGGAUCGCUUAAUGAAGAUUCCCCCACCACAAACAUCAGAUCGAACAACGCAGUUCCAAUUUUAAGCACCCCCAAUAAUGCACAAGCCGAUAUGGACAAACCCUUUGAUUGUACCAUUCCGAACAUGAACGUGAACAUGAGCGAGAAUGCUGUGACGAAUAUCAGUCCAUACCCCUCCAGUUAUUCCCCCGAUAUUUUGAACCCAAAUGAUGGGAAUUAUUUCGCCUCAGAGCAGAUAGCGCAAAAUAAUGAAGCCCGUCUAUAUAACCAACACGAUUGCACCAAUUAUUACAUUCCAGAGCAGAUUGAUAAUUUUAAUACUGCCAUUAUGAGCAAAAAUCAGAACAACUCUGAAACCAUCGGCCACGUAAAUUCGUUGAGUGAUGUUGGAAAUUAUUAUCAGGCCAAUGAUUAUAAUGCUUACCAGUGA